Helianthus annuus (common sunflower) is the source of this 2185-nucleotide messenger RNA. Its product is annotated as transmembrane and coiled-coil domain-containing protein 4. The record is from RefSeq and is a predicted model, not a curated record. The transcript has 15 exons. NCBI's taxonomy places the organism in Eukaryota, Viridiplantae, Streptophyta, Magnoliopsida, Asterales, Asteraceae. The coding region runs from base 30 to 2009 and encodes 659 amino acids.
UUUGAGCAGUUGAAAUGCAAAGCUGGUAGAUGUCGCCGACGUUGAUAAAAACGAAGAAACGGGCGGCCGGAGCCCUAUUUGCGGUGGCUCUGAACCAGGUUCAGAUCCACCAGACUCGCCCGGUCGGCAGUGCAAUCGCUUCCGAUUCAUUCUCCAACGACCGUCGCCUUUGGCUCCACGACUCCUCCGCUCUUCUCCGCCCCAUUUUCAGGUACCUAGAGAUUGAUAGUGCACACUGGCCUGAUCUGGAGACAACUGCCACCAGUUCUCAUGUCAAGAAUCAUGUUGGAUCAUUCUUACGAGUACUUGCAGAAGAAAAUGAUGAAUCUUCUACAAAACUGGAAGAGCAGGAACUUGCAUUAUCCAAAGCUGUAGAAGCAAUGGAAUCAAACAUAAGUACAUCUCGAGAAUAUUACGAGCGGAAAAAAGAAAAGCAUCGUGUAUAUGCACACGAGUGGCGGGAGAAGUUCUUGGGUAAUGAAUCAAUGGCCGAAACCAAAAAACACCUUCAAAAAACAGAAGAAAAAGACUGCAAGUCACCUCAUCCUGAACAAGCGCCUGCUGCAUCCACCAGUGAAGUUGAAGAAAAAUCGUUUGAAGAAGCUAAAAUGAUUGGUAACCGUAGGAAAGUGGUGGUUUUAUACGAGCUUCUUUCAGCUUGUUUGGCAGAUACACCUGGAGAUGAUAUCAACUCUAAACGAUCUCUAGAAGGGUAUGAUGCUCGUCAUCGUUCUGCUUUGAGGUUGCUGACAACGUGGUUUGAUAUCAAGUGGAUCAAAAUGGAAGCGAUUGAGGUGUUUAUUUCUUGUUCGGCAAUGGCUGUGUUGAAACAAGGUGACGGGAAAGAAAACGAGAACGCCUCGGAUGACUCGUGGGAGAAGUGGAAACGUGGUGGUCUCAUUGGAGCCGCUGCUAUAACUGGUGGAACGUUAAUGGCAAUCACUGGUGCUGUUGUAUUACAUACAUGUUCUUCAACAGGAUUAGCUGCUCCCGCAAUUGCUUCAGGAGUUGGUGCUUUAGCACCUACGUUAGGCACCGUCGUGCCAGUAAUUGGAGCCGGUGGUUUUGCUGCUGUUGCAAGUGCUGCUGGGAGCGUUGCAGGUUCUGUUGCAGUUGCUGCAUCAUUUGGAGCUGCUGGGGCUGGACUUAGUGGGGCAAAGAUGGCUAGAAGGACCGGAAGUGUCGAUGAAUUUGAGUUCAAAGCAAUAGGGGAAAACCACAAUCAAGGCAGGCUGGCAGUUGAAAUCAUGGUUGCAGGGUUUGUGUUUGACGAAGCAGAUUUUGUGAGGCCUUGGGAAGGUGAAAACGAUAACAUGGAAAGGUAUGCGCUACAGUGGGAAUCUAAGCAUCUGAUUGCUGUAAGCACUGCAAUCCAAGAUUGGCUUACAUCAAGAAUUGCAAUGGAAAUGAUGAAACAAGGUGCUAUGAUGACAGUACUAAGCUCUCUUUUAACCGCCUUAGCCUUGCCUGCCGCAUUGCUUACUCUAACCGAUAUCAUUGACAGCAAAUGGUCUAUUGCUGUGGACAGAUCUGACAAGGCUGGCAAACUGCUUGCUGAAGUGUUGGUCAAUGGACUACAAGGUAACAGGCCUGUGACACUAGUAGGAUUCUCACUCGGGGCACGUGUGAUAUUCAAGUGUCUUGAGAAUUUGGCCGAAUCUGGUCAUGUUGGAAUUGUGGAAAGAGUUGUUCUUCUUGGAGCCCCGGUUGCUAUAAAAGACGAAAAAUGGGAAGCAGUUAGGAAGGUUGUUUCUGGAAGAUUGAUUAACGCUUAUUCGACAAAUGAUUGGACACUUGGAGUGGCAUUUCGAGCCAGUCUCCUUAGUCAAGGAUUAGCCGGAAUUGAACCCGUUGAUGUUCCUGGAAUCGAGAAUGUUGAUGUUACAGAAGUCAUUGAGGGCCACUCUUCAUAUCUAUGGGGUACCCGAGAGAUACUAGAUCGCCUUGAUCUCGACGCGUAUUAUCCCGUUUUCAAAGUCACGCAUACCAAGAGUCCAGACACAACUUAGUUUUGUGAUACACACUGCCUUUUUCAGAUCAAUGGUUUAUAAUGGUCCAUUUCUAGGUUGCUUGUGUGCAAGUUUGAGUAGUUUUACUUGACUUUCAAUAUUUUCGUUAAAAUCAGAAUUACCAAAAAGUAUAAGUUUUCAUUAGGCUAAAUAUCUGAACACAAGUUAAAGCAUCA